CUGCCAGCCAGCAUCCAGCACCCUAGCAGGAGAAAAUGCAGUUUGUGUUUGUGAUGGAUGCAACUGCCAUGCAGAGAGAGAGCGCAUAUAUUUGCAAAUGCUUGACACAUCAGUGUUGACAAAACGAGUCAUGUGACGACCAUGAAGAUGGCGCAGCUUAUGGUAUAUUGCAGUUUUUUUUUCUCCUGUGUUUUCUUGCACCAGCUCGACAGUUCGGACCGCCGAACAAUAUCGCGACCUUAUUACCUAACUAAUUACCGACCGAUUCAGCCAGUUCACGCGGACUGAGCAGCCUAUUGUGGAUCAGCUGGACUUGAGCGCGAUUGGCUUAAAGGAGGAGGAGGGGGGGUAAAAAAAGGGAAAAGAGGAGGAAAAACAAAGAAAUUAAAUAAAUAAGCUUCGAGGAAAAGAAACCUCUCCGUUCCAGUUGAAAUGCGGCUGCAGUAACACCUUUUGUGGAGAGCAGAAAACCCGCUCAACGUGUGCGUGCGUGCGUGCCUACCGGAACGCGCGUGUGUGUGUGUGUGUGUGUGCCUUACAUUAGGUGGACACGGAGACUGCAUCAGACUGGAGACACACGCCGGGAAAUAAUAGAGCGGAGAUAUUGAGGCUUUGAUGGUCCUUCCUCCCCCCUUUGCACUCACACAAACGUCAGGAUACUGAUUCCGGUCGAGACAUGUAGUCCCAUGUAUGAGCAGCCAGGAUCGUUUAGCCUUCAGCUCUGUGGGGUUUUUUUUUUUGUUUUUUUUAGCAGCAUCAUCUCACGAUAUCGACAUAAUGUGGCUUGCUCUACCGGAGGGAAAAUAACCAAUUAUGUGGAUACCUACAGAAGAGGAGAAAAUCGGAGUUGUGAUCUGCAACUUCCGGUCACCAAUAUGUCAGGCCCUGGUCCUGGAGAUUGGGGAAACUGUACAGAUUCUGGAGAAGAGUGAAGGUUGGUACAGAGGCUUUUCCACCAAGAAGCCUUCUAUCAAGGGUAUUUUCCCAGUCAGCUAUGUCCACUUGAAGAAAUCCACAGUGACCAACAGAGGGCUGUGCGAGACGGUGGUGCCCCUCGAGGACCCUAUUAUCACAGAGACCACCUCCACACUGCAGGAAUGGGGUGUCUUGUGGAAGCAGCUCUAUGUGAAACACAAGGUGGAUCUUUUCCAUAAGUUGCGUCAUGUGAUGAAUGAGCUCAUCGACCUGCGUCGGCAGCUGAUCCAGGGUCACCUCGCCCAGGACCAGACUCGUGAGAUCAAGCGGCACAUCACCGUACGACUCGACUGGGGCAAUGAGCACCUUGGCUUAGACCUUGUUCCCAGAAAAGAGUUUGAAAUGGUGGAUCCAGAUCAGAUCAGCAUAUCAGAGCUAUACAAACUGCAUGUAUCCAGCAGACACUGUGGUCAGCAAAGCACAAACCAGGGUGACAGCACGAGACAGCGCCAUGGUGACGGUUGCCGUGUCCCCGUGUCGCACCACCUCUUCAUCAAUCUGAAGAGCUUUACUUACAACAGCAUCAGCGAGGAUGCAGACGUCUUCUUUUUUCUGUACGACACUCGCGAGGCCAAACAGAUCAGUGAGAAGUUCAUGGUGAAACUGAACAAAAAUGGAGGACCAAAGAAUCCGGAGAAGGUUGAUCGCCUGUGUGCUCUCUUCACGGACCUGAGCAGUAAAGACUUGAAGAGAGACCUUUACAUUGUUGCACAUGUCAUAAGAACUGGUCGUAUGCUGCUGAACGACUCAAAGAAAGGCCCACCUCAUGUGCAGUACAGACGACCUUAUGGCUGCGCUGUUCUUGCCAUGAGUGAUGUUUUCCAUACCAUCACAGACCUCAAAGAGGAGAAGGACUUUGUGCUCAAAGUUUAUACAUGUAACAAUGAGAACGAGUGGUACCAGAUACACGAGAACAUCAUCCGCAAGUCCAACACCAAGUACUCAGCUCCCAGCACCAACUAUGGCCUCAUCAUUUCCCUGCAGCUGCUGCGGGGUGAGCUGGAGCAGAUCAGGCGGGAGAACCAGGCUGUGUUCAACAGAGCCCUGGCACUCACACGCAAACUGGGUUUCCCAGAUGUCAUUCUGCCAGGUGACACACGCAAUGACCUAUAUCUGACCCUGGAGCGGGGGGAGUUUGAGAGGGGUGGCAAGAGCGUCCAGAAGAACAUCGAAGUCACGCUCUAUGUACUCUAUGCCGACGGGGACACACUCAAAGAUUGCAUUAGUUUGGGCAGCGGGGAGCCCAACACCAGUGAAUAUCGCUCUUUUGUCCUGUACCACAACAACGGCCCUCGCUGGAGUGAGAUGGUCAAGCUGCCAAUUCCCAUAGAUCGUUUCAGGGGGUCGCACCUACGCUUUGAGUUCAGACACUGCUCCACUAAAGACAAAGGAGAGAAAAAACUCUUUGGUUUUGCCUUCACUCCUCUGAUGAGAGAAGAUGGGACCACGCUGUCAGAUGAAAGCCAUGAGCUGUAUGUGUACAAGUGUGAUGAAAAUGCCACCUUCAGUAACCAGGGCCUGUACCUGAGUUUGCCCUGCUGUAAAGAGGACUUCAACAGCUGCCCCAACCUGCCGGCCAACCUGCCCUUCCAGAGAAGCCCCAAAGAAACCUUCUGGGUCUCCACGAUACUCUGCUCCACCAAACUCACACAAAAUGUGGACCUUCUGGCUCUUCUAAACUGGAAGGCCCAUCCAGAACGGGUGUUGGACAUCCUCGGUCGAUUACGCCAGAUUAGUGGAGAGGAGAUUGUCAAGUUCUUGCGAGAUGUCCUGGAUACGCUCUUCUGUCUUUUAGAUGACAACACUGAUAAAUACGGACCGCUGGUUUUCCAGUCACUGGUGUUCAUCAUUAACCUGCUCAGGGACAGCCGUUUCUACCACUUCAGACCUGUCAUGGACGCCUACAUCCAAAAUCACUUUGCUGGAGCUUUGGCAUACAAAGAACUGAUUCGAUGUUUGAAGUGGUACAUGGACCGCUCGGCUGAGGUCGUCCGACAAGACCACAUCCAGGAAGCCAUGAGGGCUCUAGAGUACCUGUUCAAGUUUAUCGUCCAGUCUCGUAUCCUGUACUCGAGAGCCACCUGCGGGAUGGAGGAGGAGCAGUUCAGAGCGAGCAUCCAAGAGCUCUUCCAGUCGAUCCGCUUCGUCCUGAGUCUGGACAGCCGCAGCUCAGAGAACCUGGUGUUCACGCAGGCAGCACUCUUGAACAGUUUCCCUGAUAUUUUUGAUGAGCUGCUACAGAUGUUCACUGUUCAAGAGGUAGCCGAAUAUGUCAGGGGCACUCUAGGAAGCAUGCCAAGCACAGUGGACAUUGGCCAAUCUAUGGAUGUAGUCAAACUGCAGUCCAUUGCUCGUACAGUAGAGAGCCGCCUCUUCUUCUUCCCUGAGUCUCGUAGUAUUCUGCUGCCAGUGGUUCUGCAUCAUAUCCACCUACAUCUGCGCCAGCAGAGGGAGCUGCUCAUCUGUUCUGGGAUCCUAAGCAGCAUCUUUUCUAUUAUUAAGACCAGCUCCAUGGAGUCUUCUGUUCAGGAGGAAGUGGAGAUGAUGGUGGAGAGCCUUCUGGAUGUGCUGCUACAGACUCUGCUGUCCAUCAUGAGCAAGUCUCACUCUGUGGAGACAUCCAGAGGACAACGCUGUCCCCAGUGCACUGCCGAGAUAACGGGGGAGUAUGUUUCCUGUCUGCUCUCUCUGCUCAGACAGAUGACAGAGAUCCACUUUCACCAUCUACUCAACAACUUCCAUAGCAAGGAGGAGCUGAAGGAGUUCCUGUUGAAGAUCUUCUGCGUGUUCCGCAAUCUGAUGAAACUGACUAUCUUCCCUCGAGACUGGAGUGUCAUGAGGCUUCUAACUAGUCAUAUCAUCGUAGUGACAACACAGUUCCUGUCUCCGGCGCUGCACAAGAACUUCUCAGAGGCAGAUUUUGAUUUCAAGGUGUGGAACUCCUUUUUCAGCCUCACCGUACUGUACAUCAACCAGCCCAGUCUGCAGCUGGAGGCGCUCGGCCCGGCUAAGAGAAAGAAAGUCCUCGAUAAGUAUGGAGAUAUGAGAGUGAUGAUGGCUUAUGAGCUCUUCAGAAUGUGGCAAAAAUUAGGUGACAACAAGCCCCACUUCAUCCCAGGAAUGAUGGGUCCUUUCCUUGGUGUCACCCUGGUGCCGCAGACUGAGGUUCGAAAUAUUAUGAUCCCAAUUUUUCAUGACAUGAUGGACUGGGAGCAGAGGAAAAAUGGCAACUUCAAACAGGUGGAAGCAGAGCUGAUGGAUAAGCUGGACAGCAUGGUGUCGGAUGGGAAAGGCGAUGAUAAUCACAGAGAGCUCUUCAGCCUUUUAACCCAGCUGUUUGGGCCUUAUCCAAGCCUGCUGGAGAAGAUAGAGCAGGAGACCUGGAGAGAGACAGGGAUUUCAUUCGUCACAUCAGUCACAAGACUUGUUGAGCGAUUACUGGAUUACAGGGACUGCAUGAAAGGAGAUGAGAUGGAGAACAAGAAAAUUGGUGGUUCCGUCAACCUUAUGAACUUCUACAAAUCAGAGGUCAACAAGGAGGACAUGUACAUCCGUUAUAUCCACAAGUUGUGUGACCUGCAUCUCCAAGCAGAAGACUUCACAGAGGCAGCAUUCACCCUGCUGCUGUACUGGGAGCUGCUGCAGUGGGAGGACCGGCCCCUGAGGGAUUUCCUCCACUAUCCCUGUCAGAGCGAGUGGCAACGUAAGGAGAACCUGAGUCGUAAAAUCCUCCACUACUUCAACAAGGGCAAGUGCUGGGAAUAUGGAAUCUCUCUCUGCCGGGAGCUGGCUUUCCAGUACGAGACAUUGUAUGAUUAUCAGAGCCUCAGCUGGAUACGGAAAAUGGAGGCAGCGUACUAUGACAACAUCAUUGAACAGCAGAGGAUUGAACCAGAGUUCUUCCGAAUGGGCUUCUAUGGCAGGAAGUUUCCUUUCUUCCUCAGGAACAAGGAGUUUGUCUGUCGUGGUUAUGACUAUGAACGGCUCGAGGACUUCCAGCAAAGGAUGUUGGGGGAAUUUCCACAAGCGAUCGCCAUGCAGCAUCCCAACCAACCUGACGAUACCAUCCUGCAGAGUGACGCUCAGUACUUGCAGAUCUAUGCAGUGACUCCAGUGUCAGACAUCUCUGAUGUGCCUCAGCUGGAGCGUGUGCCUGAGAGGAUCAAGAGCUUCUACCGCAUAAACAAUGUCAGCCGCUUCCACUAUGACAGGCCUUUCCACAAAGGACCCAAGGACCGCGAGAAUGAGUUCCGGAGUCUGUGGAUUGAGAGAACGACCCUGAUCCUCUCCCGUCCCCUCCCGGGGAUCUCCCGCUGGGCGGAGGUGGAAAGGAGAGAAGUGGUGGAGGUGAGCCCUCUGGAGAAUGCCAUUUAUGUGGUGGAGAAUAAGACCCAGGAGCUGCGGACUCUGAUCAGUCAGUAUCAACACAGACAGCAUCAUGGCAACAUCAACCCACUAAGCAUGUGCCUAAAUGGGGUCAUAGAUGCUGCAGUGAACGGAGGCAUCGCAAGAUAUCAGGAGGCCUUCUUUGAUAAAGACUACAUCAGCAGUCACCCCGAGGAUACAGAGAGGAUCACACAUCUGAAGGAUUUGAUGCAGGAGCAGGUGCACAUUCUUGGGGUGGGGCUGGCUGUUCACGAGAAGCUGGUGCAUCCAGAGAUGCGUCCCCUGCACAAAAAGCUUGUAGACCAGUUCCACAUGAUGAGGACUGGUUUACAUCAUGGUGUGCCCGGUGUGGAUCGAUUUGGCCCUGCAGGAUGCCAAGGGGUCAACUCUCCCAGAGGCAUCCUCUCCUCCCACAGUCACAUGAGCCCUGAGAGUGUGCGCCUCAUUCACAGACACAGCCCUCUGAACCUUCAGGGUUCAAUCCGUCACUCUUCCUCCUCCCUGUCCUCUCACACAUCGAGCGAGGCAGGAAACCUCGUCAUAAUGACCGACGGCCUGAUGGGGGAGCACCCCGAGGAGGCAUUACACAUGCAGCCGAGCCCCUCUUCCUCCAGCCUGAGCUCAAUCCGCUCUAACUCUUCCCAGAUAAUUAACUCUGCUCCCUCGAGUGCCAGAGGCUCUCCAUCUUUGCCUGAUAAGGCCAAACACAACCGGGAAGUGAUGAUACUGCUGCCAUCUCAUCGUGAGAGGGCCAACAACUCCAUGUACUACAACAUGGCAGAGAAUGGACAGAACAACCACAUGCAGCGUGCCUUACUUCAGCAAGUUAGCCCCUGUAAGCCGUGUGCUGAUCCUCACAUGAACCUACCAGAGAAAGUGUUUCCUAACGCUCCCAGCAGCUGGAGUCUGGAUGGAGAGAACAGGGAGCAAGUGUCCUACAUGCCAGCCUCUACUGGAGGGGUAAUCAUGCCCCCUGUUCCACCAAGGUCCUUCCCACCAGGACACUUUCUUAUGCACUGUGAUGCGUUUCACCACCAGAACAGCGACCCUCCCCCUGCCCUGCCUGUUCGUUCACUUCGAAAGUCUCCUCUCCACCCGAUCCCUGGCUCCCCCACCAGUCCUCAGUCAGCUUUGGGUGGCAGUAAUUCCACUCUGUCAGGCAGCGCCAGCAGUGGGGUUUCCUCUCUGAGUGAGAGUAACUUCGGGGGCCAGUAUCCAGACCCUGGCCCCAUCAGGAACGAUGCCUUGGAGCCCCUUCCCAGUCACCUGUGGUCUCCCCCUGACGAGUACCUGGCCUCUCCCUACCUGCACAUCCACUACGGCGGACCAGAGAUCGACUCCGUGGACCAGGUCCGCCCAUUCCACUACCGCAGCCCUGCCUCGCACCCGCACACCCACCCGCAUCCUCACGCCCAUGCCCACCCCGGGCUGGACAGCCACUCCCACGGGCCGCCGCCUCACCACCACGCUCCCACUCACGGCCCUCACCACAUCCCUUACCGCAGGCCUCAGCCUCCAGCCGUGCCACCCAAACCCUACCUGAGAGAGGGCUGCAUCCCCGAGGAGGAGCUGCCACCUCAGCCCAUCCCGCUGCCCCGCAGGAUCUUCCACUCCCCUCACGGCCACAGGGAGGACCAGGGGAAACACGCCUGGGAGCAGUGCAUCAGCGAGGAGCACGAGGAGACACAGUGAUGACGAGGCUCCAGCUACAUUUCAGUUAGAGAUCACUUCUCCUUGUCUUCUUCCCUUCAUUUGCACUGAGUUAAAGGAGCAGUAAUAGAAAGAGUCUUAUGUGAAGCAGUUGGAGUUGUUCAGUUGACCUUUAAUUUCAGUGCACUUAAAGGAAAGAAUAGAAGGACUGAACCUCGAUGAAUCUACAGAAACUACAGGCACAACUGCCGUCACUGCUCCACGUGGCCUCUUAGAUAUAAUUAAAAGAAAUGUAUCUGUUGAACAGGAAGACGGAUCAACUUUGUUCAGAAAUUGAUAUUGAUUGUACACACUUGUACAACUUGUCUGUGAGCAUGUUUUUUCAUUUGAGAAUAAUACAACAACAGUUUUGUGAAACAUGACAACCGUGAUCAUAACCAACAUGAUCCCAGGUGCAGUAUAAGCUCUGAACUCACCUAAUUUUGCUUUUCAUGUCAUUUUCACAACACGAGGCAACAACAGAAAGGUUAUUAUUCACAGUGAAGUGACUUCUCUGCUUUAAAUGCUUCAUAUAUAUGAAUUCUUAUUUUGAUAAAUAAAUGCAUAAUACAAAUACAUUAUAGUGUUUUCAAAGGCUUAUGUCCAUUAUGUUUUUCAAAACACUGUUAAGUGCUCCUUAAUAGUGAAUCAUAUCAAAUGGCGCACUCUAAUCCGUGUUGCUGCCGGGCUGUCAUUAAUGGCAGGUCUCUAAGGUUGGACUCGCAGCUCUCCUCUUGGACUGGCAUCUCAAGGGACAUAAACUUCAGUCACUGACGAUUUCCCGUCCGUACCCUGCGUAUGGAAAACCUAUGUGAAUGUAUUCAGAUGAGAUGUUCUAUUUGUAUUGCCCAAGCUGCAAUGCUGGUUUUUGUUUAAGUGCUUUAAGUUCAGUCUAUGUUGAAGAAGUCUAUUUGUCUCUUUUGUGUGACAAAGAUAUCUUGAGAAGAAGACUGAGGGGAAACUGAGGACAAUGACAGACAGGUCCCACACCUGUCAUGUUUCAUGUUCAUGGUGAAUGAAGAAGGGAUGGAACGAGAACUCUCCACACCUCAACCACCUGCUGGACAUUGAAAACAUCAUUCUCUCUCUCUUUCUCCCUCCAUCUUUUUCCUUCUCUGUAUGGUUGUCAGACCAUAUUAAGCAGUGAGGGCUGAACCCUGGACAGCUGCAGUGGCAUUGCGUUGCGUCUAAUGAUACUGUCUAGGCCCCUGUCUGCUGAGUGGCUAGUCGAGGAGCCCACUCAGACAGCGUUGGAAUCGCCUACCUGCCUUAAGUGCACUCAAAUGCAGUUUGACCUCUCAUCCGGACUGUGAGAAGCUCAUUUAGCGACAGCCGCUCUCCUUUUCAUUCUGUUCACUAUACGCUCCCUGAAGGAAAAAAAAAGAUAUCUACUUAGUGAUGUUUUUGUAUGGUUUCGUCCCGCUUUGGUUUCAGGUUGUUGUUUGGUUUGUAGCGCUAAUAUUUCUUAUUCUGCCUGCGGCUCUUUCUCAAUCACCUUCUGUUGUGUGAAAACUGAUGAUGUGUUUUAGAAGAACGCUGAAGCCUGGACUGAGAGAGAGGUUUACUUUUUGUGGAGCAGAAGAACAGCGCUGUUUAUUGCAAUGUAGUGGGUUGGAAGGAUAUAGCUAAUAUUUUAACAAUUACUUGUUUUCCUGGUUGUUUUUUUGCAGGUGGAUGCUUUGUGUUACUGUACAUCAAGUUGUCAGCUGACUAGACAACAUCUAUUUUUGUAUGUAAGAUCAUCAGUUGUGUGAACAUAUUUCAGAAAUCGUACCGAAACAGGAGGCCCAGGUACCGCAUAAGCUGCUGUACUUUGUAUGGAGAUGAACCUGAAGAUAGAUAUAUACAGUAUGUGAGUAUCUCUUGUGAGCCUGAUAGCAUUGAGGAUAACUGGUGACUGAAGUGAUGCUCAAAAUAUAGGUACAAGGUAUAGAAUUUUUCAAUGUAAAUUCUGUUAUUGUACAUACAGCAGUAUUGUGAAAUAUUUUUGAGAAUUAUUGCAGACGCCCCAAAAAGGUUUAUUGUUGUUUUGUGUAUAUACAUGUACUCCAGAGAUCAAUGUAAUUGAUAAAUAUCUAUAAUCAGUGUUUGAAAAAGGACAAAUCCAUUAGACUGUGGCUGUCUCCACCGUUCUUGAAUUUGAGUCUUCUCAUAUAAAUACUUUAUACACUUUUCAAUGUGCUUUCCUGUACAUAUGGUGUUAGCAUGAUCGAACAGUGUUUGGUUGUAAAAGUGGUUUUCCUACUCCCAUAACUGCUGUGGUAUGGAAUUCAUUAACGAUGCCAAACAUUAAAGACAAUCUUUUAUCAGCUCUAA
Molecule: messenger RNA, 9366 nt
Organism: Dicentrarchus labrax (European seabass)
Lineage: Eukaryota; Metazoa; Chordata; Actinopteri; Moronidae
Product: dedicator of cytokinesis protein 3-like
Exons: 54
Coding region: 814-7053 (2079 amino acids)
Biological process (GO): small GTPase-mediated signal transduction
Cellular component (GO): plasma membrane; cytoplasm
Molecular function (GO): small GTPase binding; guanyl-nucleotide exchange factor activity
Source: RefSeq, a predicted model, not a curated record